Penicillium crustosum is the source of this 1470-nucleotide messenger RNA. RefSeq lists its product as uncharacterized. The record is from RefSeq and is a predicted model, not a curated record. Bases 1 to 1470 code for a protein of 489 amino acids. NCBI's taxonomy places the organism in Eukaryota, Fungi, Ascomycota, Eurotiomycetes, Eurotiales, Aspergillaceae. Gene Ontology annotation, molecular function: oxidoreductase activity. The transcript is spliced from 8 exons.
AUGAAGCAAGCGGCGGGUAUUCUUACCUUAGGUCUCGCGGCAUUAGCUGUGCAGGCCGAGGAAACGGCUAAAUGCGAGAGGACUAAGGUUGCUGUCUUGGGUGCGGGUGUGGCUGGAGUAACAGCGGCGAAAUCGCUCUCAGACAAUGGGAUUGAUGACUUUCUCCUGGUUGAGUACCAAGACCGCAUUGGAGGGCGUAUGCAUGAUGUGAGCUUCGGCAGCGGGCCAGAUGGCCAUCCGUAUACAGUCGAAGCAGGAGCGAACUGGGUGCAAGGAACAGUUCAGGGUGAUGGCCCUGAGAACCCAAUUCACACUCUGGCCAAGAAGAACAACAUCAUCACCCUGGAAACCGACCAGGAUAACACGACAUAUUUUGAUGAUAAAGGUCCGGCGGAUUACGAGUAUGCGAUUCGCGAGUUCACAGACGCUGUCCACAAAGUUACCAUUGACGCGGGCUCCCUCCUAAAGGACAACCUCCAGGACCGGUCUUUCCGUGCCGGAUUGCGUCUCCAAGGCUGGGACCCAGCCAAAGACGAUUCCUACCGACAGACUGCUGAAUGGUGGUUGUUUGAUGGUGAAUUUGUUUACACUCCUAGCGAGAGCUCUGAAAUCUUUACCUCAGUGGCCGAGAACGCGACCUUCAACUAUUUCUCUGAGGAAAAUCUUUUCGUAUAUGACCAGCGUGGCUUUGCGACUAUCAUUCGGGAGGAAGCUGCGGAAUUUCUGUCAGAAAACGACAGCCGUCUCCGUCUUAACACGCAGGUGACUGGCGUCGACUACAACAGGGACUCUGUCACUGUGCGGACGAAUCAGGGUUGCAUAGAUGCUGAUUACGCUAUCAUGACCUUCUCGCUGGGAGUUCUUCAGAAGGAUGUUAAAGAAGCCAUCCAUAGCUUCGAGCUUGGAACCUACACCAAGAUUUUCAUGCAAUUCCCGGAGCCCUUCUGGGAUAACGCACAGUACCUCAUCUAUGCGGAUCCUGAAACUCGAGGCUACUAUCCCGAAUUCCAGCCCCUUGACCUCCCGGGUGUGUUGGAAGGGUCGGGUCUCAUGAUCGCGACCGUUGUAAACGACCAGUCUUACCGGGUAGAGGCGCAAACCAAUGAAGAAACACAGGCUGAAGUCAUGGAAGUCUUGCGCAACAUGUACGGUCCGGACAUCCCAGACCCGACUCAUCUUUGGUACAAGCGGUGGACACAAACUCCUUGUCUGCAAGCGCACCAAAACCUGCGUGCGAACGUCGGAAAUGUGUUCUUCGCAGGCGAGGCCACUAGCCAGGAAUUCUUCGGCUACUUACAGGGCGCCUACUUUGAAGGCAAACAUGUGGGUGACUUCAUUGCCAGUUGCUUGCAGGAAAGUGGCAAUUGCACAGUUACGGACGAGCAGCAAAAGUAUGCCGUUCUGACUGGAGUGACACCAUACAACCUGUACAAUUAUGAUCAUGGCUGGUUCGUGGAUACAAUCGCUUGA